UUUGGGAAUUUUGGCUUUUGUUCAAUGUGAAGCUGUGUUUUUCCCCCUUCAAUAUGUAAACUGCUCCUAAAUGUGAUUCGUUUGUGUCUUUGAUUAGAAAGUGCAAGAAGGUGAGGUGGAUUGCAAUAAUUGGCUAAUAUUGGGAGGAAGCGAACGAAAAGAUUGGUAGCAGUUUGUCUCCCAAUCGCUCGUUAUACUUUGAGGCACGUCCCCAUGGCCAUGCAAAGCACGCCUCAUUCCACCUCUCUAAUAACCUCCCCACCGCUCCUCAUACUCUCAUGGAGGAGCGGGAGUUGUUACCACCGCCACAUCAAGAAGACACCCGCAAGAAGCAGUUACCGGACAACCCUGGCACCUACGUUGUCCAGGUCCCUAAGGACCAAGUGUACCGUGUUCCACCCCCUGAAAAUGCCCACAUCGCCCAGACCCAUAAAAACUCUCCUCCCAAGGACCCCAAAAGGUCACGUUGUUGCUGGUUCUUCAUAUUGUUCUUCAUCAUAUUCUUUGCCCUUUUCAUUCUUCUUGGAGCCAUUUUUGGUGGUCUUUUUUCCAUGUUACUCUCACCCAAGGACCCUAAAUUCUCCAUCCUUCGCUUUAACCUCCUACAAGCCAAACCCCACCCUAAAUACGACGUCACUUUUCAACUCCACAAUUCAAAUUCAAAUGUCGGCAUUCUUUAUAAAGAUAAAGGUACUGUCUCCCUCUCUUUAAGGCAACGCCAGAUUGCUUCCGGACCCUACCCAACUUUACAUCAAGACCCGCAUGAUACCACGUCGUUUAAUGUCACUUUAAACGCAUCUAAGGACCUCAUGGAAAGCGCCAAAAACCUCUCUCUCACCUUCUCCUUAGCCAUUCACUUCCAAGCGCGAAUGAAUUUGGGCUUGUUGCGUAGUGGGACAAUGAAAUUCCACGUUACAUGCAAACUCAAGUUGGAUUCAUUCGCCAAAACCCCUCGCAUACUUUCUCAACAAUGCGACACUAAACGACACUAGCUAACUCCUCCAGCUUUCUAGCUCAGACUCUUCCCAUGAGAUCUAGAUCGCUUAAAUUUUCAAACUUUUUCUUCUACCAUUAUCUUUUCAUUUAAUUUAUUGUAGUAAACGUAAGAGUUGUAUGUAUAUAAGUUCUAACUAGUAAAUAUAUAUUAUUUCGUUUCA
Molecule: messenger RNA, 1157 nt
Organism: Cajanus cajan (pigeon pea)
Lineage: Eukaryota; Viridiplantae; Streptophyta; Magnoliopsida; Fabales; Fabaceae
Product: NDR1/HIN1-like protein 13
Biological process (GO): defense response to other organism
Cellular component (GO): plasma membrane
Source: RefSeq, a predicted model, not a curated record